Molecule: messenger RNA, 891 nt
Organism: Rhodofomes roseus
Lineage: Eukaryota; Fungi; Basidiomycota; Agaricomycetes; Polyporales; Fomitopsidaceae
Exons: 1
Coding region: 161-808 (215 amino acids)
Source: RefSeq, a predicted model, not a curated record
UCAGCCAGCCCCUGGAACUACUCAAGCGCGAUCAAGGGCGACCCUCCGGUCUGGGGAUCCUCCUCUGUGCGGUUUAUCAUCAGCGUCCUCUCUCCCGUCUCGUCUCGUCUCUCUCGUUUCCCGGCGUCUCUUCUUUAUCCCUCUGUACUGUUACUAGAGGAUGGCCAUACCAAAACUCCUCUCCGCGAUCCCCUCGUCGUUCGCCACCCCCCUUCUGGCCGUUGGUUCCAUCCAGGACUCGGGGUCCUCAAGCGCGAGUGAGGUGACCCUCCGGACUGGGGAUUAUACCCAACCGCCAUUCGCCCGCACCGUCUGUGUACUAUACCUUGCCUCUCGACUUCUCUUCGAAGCUCGCGGGAAGACCGUGGCGCUCAAGCUCCUGGUACGCCGGCUCGUCAUCGCUCGCCAGUGCUGCCUCCUGAUCCACAAGCGCGAGCGGGGAUGGUCCCGCGGACCGGGACUCGCCGUUCAUCAUCAGCGUCGUCGCUUCGUCUUUUCAUCUCUCUGGUUCUGUCUAUCUGGAGGACGGUCGCCUCAAAACUCCUUUCCGCGAUCUCCUUGUCGUUCGCCAGCACCUCACCAUGGCCCUCGAACGCACCCCAAGGUGUUCAUGCUCCUCAAGCGCGAGCAAGGACGACCCUCCGGACUGGGGACUAUACCCCCUGGCCGUCCUCUGUGUAUUUGUAUCCCGAUGACACCAUCGUGUCCUUCUCGCUCGUGGUCCAACUCAAGUCUGUCGCUACGCGGUCUCCCCCGAAUUCGGCAAACUCUAGCCUGUCUCUACUCGGUUUCCUCUGGCCAACUCUAGUCUGUCUCUACUCGAUUUCAGCCGUCAACCAACUUGCGCCUGUCUUUACUGUGUCAACAUCCUUCGACUCGGCCCAACCAUCC